AUGCAACAAACAGCCUCAGGCGAUCCAGAACUUGAUGUUAAUGAGUUCAUUACCUUUUUCAAAGGCUCUUCUCAUAACUACGGCUAUAUUUAUACAACAGAAAUCUCUGAAGAUUUAUACAGACAGGUUACAUACCAUUCAAUCUAUUCCUUCACAGCUCCACAGCUUACAUUCAGAUUAAGACAAACAUUCGAUGAUAGGAACUACGUAGAGCCAAAGGGCCCAGGUGCCAAGCGUCGUACAAUCGCUACAGCUUCACCAUACGAUUUCCAUGGCUUAGUCGAACCAAACGUCGACUGGCAACAAAUCCAUACAAUCGAAGGUGCUGCUCUUAAUGAUGCUACAUUCAACGGCAAAAUUACAGAAGAAGAUAUCAAAUUCACAGGUAGAGCUAAAGUCUUCAACAACAGCUUACUUUCAACACGCCCACACAAGAAGCGUGCACUUCCAGAAGCAAAUUACAAGGAAGAAAGCCCAAUCCUCGAAGAUCCUGUCUUCAAGGAAAUCGCCCAGGAGAAGACAAAGGCCAACAUCCGUGUUUUCGCUUCAGCCAAAGCUCUUGCAGCCAUUUCUGUUGUUAACAGAUCCGUCUGUCCAUUCGAGUUAAUCUUCAAGAAGGACGGAAUCAAUCUUUGGGUAUACCAACGCACCGAAGAGUCUCCAGCCAUUUUUGAAUCAUCCUUCGAAACAAUUACAAUCCCAGUUAACCAACGCCGUGACGAUACAAGAGAAGAAUUCCUCAGAAAUCUUGUUGAAGCCUCCAACAUCGCCGCCCAGUUCCAGGCAGCUGCCAAUUCCGGUGAUGGCCCAACAUUUACACUUGGCGAUGACUUAGAACAUCCAGGCGACGAUGAUGACUCAAAGCCAUAUCUUUAUCGUCGUUUGGUCCUCGACAAUGUCGAAUUCAUCAUCCGUGCUGAGAUCGAUUGCCUCAGAGAUCCAUUACAGCCAGGCGAACGUCCAUCCAUUGCUAUCUGCCGCACAUUCAACAACUUACCAACAUCUUUGAGACAAGUCAGCUACGCAACAGACCUCGAGAAGGCCAGAUCAUCAUUGUUACUCGCAGAAGUUAAGGAUAACUCCAACAUCUUCGCAAAGUGGGUCGCAAUCGGUCGUUUCAUGGAUUGCCAACAGAUCUUCCUCGGUUUCGUAGAGAGAAAGGUCAGCACAAACAAGCAGCAGCACGUCUUGUUGGCUUCAGAAAGACAGGCUUACGGAAGAGGCGCAAGCAUCAUCACAUUACCUGAAGCUUCUAUGAUGGGCCAGAUUUACCAGGUCUUCCAGAAAAUGAUUGCUAGCGAUGACGGAAUUUACCACUUCCAGAGAGAUUCUACUCACAGAGUGGUUAAGAUUUUCAAGGAAGUCAAGGAUAAAGUCAAACUCGAUGAGGAAUAA
Trichomonas vaginalis G3 is the source of this 1395-nucleotide messenger RNA. RefSeq names its product translation initiation factor protein. Gene Ontology annotation, cellular component: eukaryotic translation initiation factor 3 complex; cytoplasm. The transcript has a single exon. Lineage: Eukaryota; Parabasalia; Trichomonadida; Trichomonadidae. Gene Ontology annotation, biological process: translational initiation. The record is from RefSeq and is a predicted model, not a curated record. Gene Ontology annotation, molecular function: translation initiation factor activity. Bases 1 to 1395 code for a protein of 464 amino acids.